Fragaria vesca subsp. vesca is the source of this 1492-nucleotide messenger RNA. RefSeq lists its product as uncharacterized. Gene Ontology annotation, molecular function: nucleic acid binding; zinc ion binding. The coding region runs from base 450 to 1286 and encodes 278 amino acids. NCBI's taxonomy places the organism in Eukaryota, Viridiplantae, Streptophyta, Magnoliopsida, Rosales, Rosaceae. The record is from RefSeq and is a predicted model, not a curated record. The transcript is spliced from 2 exons.
AUAUUACCAAUAUAAUCAGUUGGAGUUGCAACUGCUAGAGUUGAAUCAAAUUUCUGCUCAUGGGUUUCUACUUUGUGUACUGUGCAUGAUAUGUUUGUUGGUUAUUACUGUCUGUUUCCUUGGUCCAAUCAAGACGUGAUUAGUGGCAUUCAAUAUUAGUAUGAACUAGAACAUAAAUUUGAUUUAUUGCCAGUAUGAGGUUAAGGGAUCUGUAGAGAGAAGUCAUAGUUAAGGCAUCACCCUGGACUGUUAUUCUCUCGGCGUCAUGAGAAUCUCUAGCACCAGUCACCAAAGUUAUAUGCAUCUGAUUUCUCUGAAAGCACACCUCUAUUUGCAUACUCAGGUUCUACCUCGUAGAUGUUGACCUUGUUAGGAUACUCCUCUUGUAGUCGAGGUCACAAGUAACUACAUCUCAGUUGGUUUGCCUAAAGCAGCAGGUUCUAGAGUGUAUGUCGCUACAUUCAGGCAUUUGUUCUGAUUACAGUAUGGAGGAUGUCAAAUGGCUCAGAGCUGAGACUUAUGGCAUUGAUCCUGCUGUGGCUGAAAGUGUGAUCCCCGGACUUGAGUUUGAGUCCUUCAAUUUGAGGCAGGGUGACAUGACAGUGUUGGAAUAUGGGCGGCUUUUCAAUAGAUCAUAUCAUUUUGCAUCUCCCUUGGUGGCUAAUGAGAGGGAUAAAAUCCACAAGUUUCUACAAGGAUUAAGACAUGAACUCCGUGAUAUGUUAGUGGUUACCUUAUUUACUGAGUUCAGUCAAGUAUUUUUGGCCGCCAUGAAAUAUGAGGAUAGGCUUUUGGAAUGUGUACAACCAUUGGAGGUGGGUAGCCAGGGUCCUUCCGAGAAGGCUAGUACUAGUUCGAGUUCCGCAGCUUUAACAUGCAUUAGACCUGAAAAUUCAAGACCUGGCUCACUAAAAAGAAGACGUGAGCGGAGGCGGAGCAUUCUGAAGCGCCAUAAGAAAAAGACCAAUCAGUCUGGGGGCAGUGUUGCAAGUUCCGCGGCUUUAACAUGCAUUAGACCUGAAAAUUCAAGACCCGGCUCACUAAAAAGAGGACGUGAGCGGAGGUGGAGCAUUCUGAACCGCCGUAAGAAAAAGACCAAUCAGUCUGGGGGCAGUGUUGGCGGUAAUAGUAGAGCUCCUGUUCAGGGAGACCGUCCACAGUGUCAGAGAUGUAGCAGAUACCAUGAUGGACAGUGCCAAGUGGGACUACAAAUGAUAGGGAGUUCGGUAUGUUAUCAGUGUGGCUGCCAUGGUCACUACUUGAGGCAGUGCCCUCAACUGACGUAGGAGCUACUUCAGUGCUGACCAGAGCAUAAGUUAGGCAUCCAAUAGUGACACUCAAUACACCAGUACAACAUUCCAUGGUACACAACAAGGCAGAGGGCUCUCUGUGACUCGGACCAAACUCCAUGCCAUGAUCCAAUAGGACCGUUCUUUAUCAAAUUUUGUGAACUAUUAAAUCUAGUAGCUCAUUCUAUUAACCUUCACUAGUA